AUGCAGAUGAGUAGUAUUUCAGUCGAUAAUGCUACUCGCUCACUGGACGGGUUAGCUGUUGUGGAGGAGUCUUCUUCUGAAAUAGUGGGAAGAGGUGUAAUGACUUACGAUGAAGAUACAAUAAUCGCUUGUGCACAAAAAUCGAAACCUUGUUUCAAGUCACUGACGAAUUCAACAGUCGGCAUCAUUGGAUAUUGUAUGUUUACAUGCGUUGUAAUCGUUGUCGGUGUUCUGAUAGUUUAUUAUACAACACCAGAACCGGCAGCAAAAACAUGCGGAAUGACUUUUGCAGCAGAUCAUAAUCCUAUCGAAUAUGAUAAUGGACCACGUUCAAUCGUUGCUGCCGAUCUCAAUUCGGAUACUUGGAUAGAUUUAGUCAUUGCUCAGUCGAGGGAUGACACUAUAUCUAUAUACUUCGGACAUAGUGAUGGUGUUUUUGUAAAGCAAAUCGAAUAUUCAACUGGUGCUGGUUCCGCUCCACACAUGGUCGCUGUCGAUGAUUUGAAUAAUGACGAUCGAUUGGAUAUUGCAGUCGCAAAUUAUGGUACCAAUAGUGUUCGUAUAUUUCUAGGUUGGAACAAUGGAUCUUUCAUCGGACACUUAGACCUAUUAACUGUUGCAUCCCAUCCGAUUGCACUUGAUUUAGUUGAUCUCAAUAAUGACACUUUUGUCGAUAUUAUUACCGUCAAUUAUGAAACUAAUAGCAUUAGUAUUUUCUUCGGCAAAGGAAAUGGAAUGUUUUCGAGUCCCGUGUCAUAUCAUAUGGGUUACGAUUCACUUCCAAAUUCAGUGACUACUGGAGACAUGAAUAAUGAUCAACAUCUAGAUAUUGUUAUUGCGAAUUUUGGUACAAACACUAUUGUUAUUCUCUUCGGAAAUGCAAAUCAUACUUUUGUCGAUCAAAUGACUAUUCCAACUGGCUAUGGGUCCCUUCCAUAUUCACUUGCUGUUGGUUAUUUUGAUAAUGAUACUUAUCUCGACAUUGCUGUUGCUAAUUAUGGAGCGAAGAAUAUUGGAGUAUUUUUGAACAAUAGAUAUGGAUCUUUUCGCAACCAAAUUACUUAUUCUACGCAAUCUUCCUCACCGUACUCCAUUGGUGUCGGUGACUUCAAUCAGGAUACACGAUCAGACAUCAUCGUUACUAAUAAAGGUCUCAAUAAUAUCGGUGUGUUUCUAGGUGAUGGGAAUGGUUAUUUUGCAGAUGCAAGAAUGCAAUCAACUGGUUCAUCUUCAUCAAUUUCAUUUGCCGUAUGUGAUUAUAAUAAAGACAAUCGCUUGGAUCUCAUUGUUGUUAACAAUGACACUGAUAGCAUCGAUACUCUUCGUGGUUAUUUUGAAGGUUUCGAUAGUAGAACAUCAUUUGCAGUCGAUGGGCCUUCACGUUCUUUGGCUGUUGGUGACUUGAACAAUGAUGGUCAAUUGGAUCUUGUCGUCUUAAAUUAUAACAGGAAUAGUAUAAGCAUACUUCUUGGCUAUAACUAUGGUUCGUUUAUAACUAACGGAACAUAUGCAACUGGUAAUUCUCCCGUAUAUGUAACGAUCAGCGAUCUGAACAAAGACCAUUACUUGGACAUUAUUGUUGUCGAUUCUGAAAGCUAUUACUAUGACGACGAUUAUAAUACAUUCAAUUAUGAUAUAAGCAUUUAUUUCGGCAAUGGCAACGGAAGUUUUCAGAAACAACAAAGAUAUUCAGCUGGCUACCAUUCAAUAUAUGUUGCUAUUGGCGAUUUUAAUAACGACACUUGGUUGGAUCUUGCAGUCGCCAAUUCUCUUGACAAUGAUGUUACUAUUCUACUUGGUAAUUCCAGUGGUUAUUUUACUGAAAAUGGUGCUUAUCCCGCAGGUUCGCGACCAUAUUGUGUCGCUACCGGCGACUUUAAUAAUGAUGAUCAACUAGAUCUUGUUGUCGUGAAUUUUUAUAGUAAUAACGUAGGCGUCUUGCUUGGAAAUGGUGAUGGAACAUUUGCGAAGCAGAUUACAUUUCCAACAGGCGCCUAUCCAUAUUCGGCGACAGUAAUUGAUAUCAAUAACGAUACACAACUCGAUAUCGUUGUUGCUAGUUACGAAGGCUUUAAAAUAUGCAUAUUGUUGGGAUAUGGCAAUGGCUCGUUCGCUAGUCAACUGACGUUUGGAGUGACGAACAAGCCAACAUUUGCCAUUGUUGCUGACAUGAACAACGAUACCUACUUGGAUAUUGUUGCUACAGGUCCCACUGUAGGAGGAGUAAACAUUCUUUUUGGAUACGGUAACAAUUCUUUCUCCAACCCAGUGAACUAUGUAACUAGCGCAUCCUCUUACUGCGUAGUAAUAGGCGAUUUUAACAAAGAUUCGCGAUUGGAUAUAGUCGUUCCCGAUGACAGUUCGAAUAAUGUUUCGGUAAAACUUCAAUACAAUAGAGGUGCUCUUCGAAGCGAUAGAAGUUAUGCGUCUGGUGACGGUUCAAAUCUGCGAUUUGUCACUACAGCAGAUUUAAAUAAUGACACACGACUCGAUCUCAUUGUAGCUAAUUCUGGUACUGAUAAUAUAGGUAUUCUCUACGGCCUUGACAGUGGUGCCUUCGAACAGCAGGUUAUGUUUGAUACCGGUUCGAAUUCUCAACCAUCAUCCAUCGCUAUCGAUUAUUUCGAUGACGAUGACCGAUUGGAUAUGGCUGUUACUAAUUACGGCACCAAGCUUAUUGGCGUGCUACUUGGAUCUGAAAAUAGUUCGUUCGUCAGUCAGAUAAUCUACGGCAAUUCUUUAAAUUUUGCUCCCUUUGCAAUUGCCGCCGGUGAUUUCAACAAUGAUAAACGAGCAGACAUUGCUGUUGCAUAUGACGGAAGUGAUCUCAUCGAUGUUUUUAGUUUAUAUAAUACAGGAGGUUUUCAAACUGGAGAUAUAUAUUCGCUUGGCGCCGCUUCACGAAGACUGGUAGUUGGUGACUUCAAUAAUGAUAAUCAAUGGGAUGUUGUGGUCACGAAUUUUGACAUGAACAUGAUAUUUGUUUAUCUUGGAUAUGGCAAUGGUUCCUUCGGAAAUCUAACGACGUAUGCGACUGGUUCCGGACCAUGGUGUGUAGCUACUGGUAAUCUUAACAAUGAUACUUAUCUAGACAUCGUUGUUACAAAUGCAAAUAUUGAUAGUAAUGGCAAUUCUAUUAGUAUUUAUUUCGGACAGGGCGAUGGCACUUUCACCAAUCAAACAAAAUAUUCGACUAGCUACAGUCCACAGUCUGUGUUUAUUGCCGAUAUGGAUAAAAACAACCAAUCAGACAUCAUUGUUGCAAACCGUCGUAAUAAUUAUAUAAAUAUUUUCCUCGGAUCGGGUACCGGAACCUUCGGGAGUUACAGAUUGAGUUUCAAUAAAUAUAAUCUAACAUCUGAGGCUGUCGGCGAUUUUAAUAAUGAUAGUAACAUGGAUAUAGUCGUCGGUAGAGAUACCUCGAAUAAUCUGGAUGUUUAUUUCGGCUACAGUAACGGAGUUUUCGCAAACCAGACAACCUAUUCCACCGACGGUACAGCAUCAUUUAUCGUUGUUAACGAUGUCAACCAUGACAAUCAAUUGGAUAUUGUUGCUACUACGACAAAUAAUACCGUGAACGUUUUUCUCUGCUCUAAUAACGGAAAGUUUGCCAAUGCUACUAUAUUUGCCAUUGGUAGUCUGCCACAAUCGCUAGCGAUUACUGAUUUCAAUAGAGAUCAACAUAUGGACAUUAUUACUACCAAUACGGGUAGCAACGAUAUAAGUGUUUUAUUAGGAGAUGGCACUGGUUGGUUUCGACCUCAACAGAGAUAUAAGACAGGAUCGACACCCUUUUCUGUCGCAGCGGCAGAUUUCAAUAACGAUGAUUUACCUGAUGUAAUUGUAUCGAAUCCAGGUGAAAACAAUAUUAUGGUACUCUUAGGUACCACCAAUAAAAAUUUUGAUCGAAAAACAACACUCACAACUGGCCAAGGUUCUCGACCACGAUCUUUAGUUGUUGCUGACUUAAACAACGAUGGUCAGAUGGACAUCGGUAGUGCCAAUUCGGGCACUAAUUGUAUUAGUAUUUUUUUCGGGUCUGGUAGUAUGACUUUCACGAAUCAAUCAAUAUACCCGACUGGUGCAGAUUCAUCGCCAUAUUCGAUAGCAGCCGGUGAUUUCGAUAGAAAUAAUCAAUCAGAUAUGGUAGUCGCCAAUUAUAAAUCUGAUACCAUUGGCAUUUUCCUUGGCUAUAACAAUGGUUCAUUUACAAAUCAAACAACUUACUCAACAGGUUCAUCUUCAUCGCCUUACUUCGUAACUGUUGGCUUGUUUAAUAAUGAUUCGAUACUAGAUAUAGUUGUUGCUAAUUAUGGAAACAAUAAACUAGGAGUAUUUAUUGGACAUGGUGAUGGAAAAUUUGAAGAUAUGAUACCUCUUCCGCUGGAGUAUGGAUCUCAUCCGUUUUCUGUAGUGGCUGGUGAUUUUAACAAUGAUAAAAAAGUGGAUUUUGCCGUUGGAAAUAACGGCACAGACAGUCUGACAAUACUUUUACGAACUUGUUAA
Adineta ricciae is the source of this 4506-nucleotide messenger RNA. The record is from the annotation of a GenBank genome assembly. NCBI's taxonomy places the organism in Eukaryota, Metazoa, Rotifera, Eurotatoria, Adinetida, Adinetidae.